Molecule: messenger RNA, 2666 nt
Organism: Lipotes vexillifer (Yangtze River dolphin)
Lineage: Eukaryota; Metazoa; Chordata; Mammalia; Artiodactyla; Lipotidae
Gene: AKAP10
Product: A-kinase anchoring protein 10
Exons: 15
Coding region: 134-2104 (656 amino acids)
Biological process (GO): intracellular protein localization
Cellular component (GO): plasma membrane; mitochondrion
Molecular function (GO): protein kinase A binding
Source: RefSeq, a predicted model, not a curated record
CUUGUUGUUAACAUGGCGGCGGGAGCUACCGGCACGUCUCCAGGAGGCGGCGGGGCCCACACCCGGAAGACGGGUCUCUUUUCGGCCUAGCGCGGCGGCCGCUGCGGACCCGGAAGUCCGGGCCGGUUGCUGAAUGAGGGGAGCCGGGCCCUCUCCGCGCCAGUCCCCACGCGCACUCCGCCCCGACCCGGGCCCCGCCAUGUCCUUCUUCCGGCGGAAAGUGAAAGGCAAAGAGCAAGAGAAGACCUCAGAUGUCAAGUCAGUUAAAGCUUCAAUAUCCGUACAUUCCCCACAAAAAAGCACUAAAAAUCAUGCCUUGCUGGAGGCUGCAGGACCAAGUCACGUUGCAAUCAAUGCCAUUUCUGCCAACAUGGACUCCUUUUCAAGUAGUAGGACAGCAACACUUAAGAAGCAGCCCAGCCACAUGGAGGCCGCUCAUUUUGGUGACCUGGGCAGAUCUUGUCUGGACUACCAGACUCAAGAGACCAAAUCAAGUCUUUCAAAGACCCUUGAACAAGUCUUGCAUGACGCUGUUGUCCUCCCUUAUUUCAUUCAAUUCAUGGAACUUCGGAGAAUGGAGCAUUUGGUUAAGUUUUGGUUAGAGGCUGAAAGUUUUCACUCUACAACUUGGUCCCGAAUAAGAGCACACAGUCUGAACACGGUGAAGCAGAGCUCACUGGCUGAACCUGUCUCUCCUUCUAAAAAGCACGAAACGACAGCAGCUUUUGUAACCGGCUCUCUUGACAAGAGAUUGGAGGAUUCUAGCCCAGCCCAGUUGGAAGGAGUUGACCUGAAUAGCAGAACUAGCAGCGCUCAGGAUCGCUGGCUGCUUCCCCGGGAGUGUGACGGCGCCCGUCCUCUCCACCUGGAAGCGGCCAGAGCGGGGGCUCGUCGAGGUUCCGUGGAGACCCAGGAGUCCUCCAGACUUACAGUAGCCAGUAGAGAUAGCCCCUCUUCUCCGCUAAAGGGAUUAUCAGGAAAAUUGAUGAAAAGUAUAGAACAAGAUGCAGUAAAUACUUUUACCAAAUAUAUAUCUCCAGAUGCUGCUAAACCAAUACCAAUUACAGAAGCAAUGAGAAAUGACAUCGUAGCAAAGAUUUGUGGAGAAGAUGGGCAGGUGGAUCCCAACUGUUUUGUCUCAGCACAGUCCAUAGUCUUCAGUGCAAUGGAGCACGAGCACUUUAGUGAAUUUCUACGAAGUCACCAUUUCUGUAAAUACCAGAUUGAAGUGCUGACCAGUGGAACUGUUUACCUGGCUGACAUUCUCUUCUGUGAGUCAGCCCUCUUUUAUUUCUCUGAGUACAUGGAGAAAGAGGACGCAGUGAAUAUCCUACAGUUCUGGUUGGCAGCAGACAACUUCCAGUCUCAGCUUGCCGCCAAAAAGGGCCAGUAUGAUGGGCAGGAGGCACAGAACGACGCCAUGAUUUUAUAUGACAAGUACUUCUCCCUCCAGGCCACACAUCCUCUUGGAUUCGACGAUGUUGUACGACUGGAAAUUGAAUCCAACAUCUGCAGGGAAGGUGGGCCGCUCCCUAACUGUUUCACCACUCCGUUACGUCAGGCCUGGACAACCAUGGAGAAGGUAUUUUUGCCUGGCUUUUUGUCCAGCAACCUUUAUUAUAAAUAUUUGAAUGAUCUCAUCCAUUCGGUUCGUGGAGACGAGUUCCUGGGAGGAGGUGUCUUGCUGACGGCUCUGGGCUCUGCCGGCCCCACUGAGGACUCCCACCCCGGGGCGGCCGACAGCUCUGCCGUGCAGUCUAGUGUGAAAAAAGCCAGUGUUAAAAUUCUGAAAAAUUUUGAUGAAGCGAUAAUUGUGGAUGCUGCAAGUCUGGAUCCAGAAUCUUUGUAUCAACGGACGUAUGCAGGGAAGAUGACAUUUGGAAGAGUUAGUGACUUGGGGCAGUUCAUCCGAGAAUCUGAGCCUGAACCUGAUGUAAAGAAAUCGAAAGGAUCCAUGUUCUCUCAAGCUAUGAAGAAAUGGGUGCAAGGAAAUACUGAUGAGGCCCAGGAAGAGCUAGCUUGGAAGAUUGCUAAAAUGAUAGUCAGUGAUGUUAUGCAGCAGGCACAGUGUGAUCAGCCGUUAGAGAAGUCCACAAAGCUAUGACUCAAGACCUGAGAUAAAGGAAAUCUGCUUUUGGAAAAUAGGAGAACUUUUUUCCUUUGGUUGGAUUCUUCCCCACAGCCAGUGAAAAUAGAGCACUGUAUUUCUUCUCACUGUUGUUCCCAAGAAAGAAUGGCAGACAAUCCUAGACUUCCACCGUCGGCAGAGUGUUGCGUAGACACAUCUGCACAUGAUGAUCACACAGUGAAGGUGGUAGAGACAGAGUGGUGUUGUUUACAUUACUAGAGAAUUACUAGUUUUCCAAUGGCAAUAACCCAUGUGUGGAAGAGUGUUACUCCACUGGGAUAGGCAGGGGCCACACGCCAUGGGAGAUGCAGAGGCGUAGAGCCGGUAUUUGAUGCACCUCCCUUGGCGGUGACCCACCCCAACAGCAUCAGACAGCGGGUACCAGAGGGGCCUCGCUUGGUCUCCUGAACAGGCAGGUGAGUCGGCCCCUCAGGAGCCAGGUGGUGUGGUGCCAGCAGGUGGCUUUUCUUCCGGGGAGCGGGGUCUGCACAGAGGCAUUAAUUUGGAAGGAAGCUAACGGGCCAUGGGUCAAGCCUUG